UGUAAACAGGCAAAACGUGUGUUCUAGUGGAAAAAAUACAUCUAUGUUUUUGAAACAUUUGUCACGUCGGAUUUUUUCGAACCCGGAAAGAAACGAAACAGGAAUAAAUUAUAUUGGAAGGUGGCGAGCUUGUCAUCAGGAUGCGGCGUCUUGCCUUGACGUCACUUGUUGCUUGCAUCUUUGUGACCCUUUGGGGCGUGGUUUCAGCCGAGAAGGUAUGCUACUUCAGCCAGGAGCCUGAUGUGAGUCAGUCAGGCCGUCUUCGCUGGGUUAUGCCGGGGAGUAAGGAAGAUCGUUGCGCCUGUACCAGUACCAGACCGGGACCCGUUAACGUGCAGCCAGUCCGUUGGUCUCAUCCACUGUUCUACACCGACACUCCAAUCUUUACCGACGACCAGGAGGACAUUCAUGACUACUUUGGCUGUCAUGAUCCCUGCCAGCCAAACCCUUGUCAAUACAAUGGGAAAUGCGAGAAACAUGGCGACUCUUUCAAGUGUGAUUGUAAAGGUUAUAUCAGGGGAGAACGCUGUGAGAAACCUUACGAUUGCCUUGCCCUGUACUAUGCACGUAUCCGCGAGAGUGGUGUGUAUACCAUUUACCCAUCGCAGUAUCCACAAGGCUUACAGGUGAUCUGUGAUAGCAGUGGUUGGAUCGUGUUUCAGAAGCGGUUUAAUGGAUCGGUGAACUUCUCUCGCAACUGGGCCGAGUACCAGGGCGGAUUUGGCGAACUCUCGGGAGAGUUCUGGCUUGGGAACGAGAAUCUUCGUCGUUUAACUUCUGAAAGGGAAUGGGUACUUGAGAUUGAGCUGAUGUAUGAUGAUCAGUUCAGUUCAAAUGAGCAUGUGACGUACCGGUGGCCAUUCCGUGUAGAGGACGACAACUAUAAAUUGCUGGUUGAAGGAUUUUCUGAUGGUUUCCCUUUUCUAUCAAUGGAAACUCCGUUUUCUUUCUCAACGUAUGAUAGAGACAACGACGAUGUGAACGGAACCAACUGUGCUGAGAUGGAGAGAGGAGGAUGGUGGUUUGGCCAAUGUGGAUCUCCGCAGGAUUCUUUGGGCAAUCUGAAUGGAGAAUAUUCCCUUCUGGGUGACCCAGAUAAUUAUACAGAUCGGGAAAACCGCGGUAUGAAAUGGGAUGUUACAGGGAACGUCAUAGUAGUGCGGAGCAGUCAAAUGAAGCUACGCCGUUUCACUCCACGUGAUUGUGAACACUUGUAUCGUUUUGGUAUCAAGGGGAACGGCGUCUACACCAUAUAUCCGUGGAAGUACACGAAUAUUGACAGAAUGAAGGUUUACUGUGAUAUGGAUACAGAACCCAAUGGCUGGAUAGUGUUUCAGGACCGGUUUGAUGGGUUGGUGAAUUUCACUCGCAACUGGGCCGAGUACCAGGACGGAUUUGGCGAACUCUCGGGAGAGUUCUGGCUCGGGAACGAGAAACUCCGCCAACUAACGUCAGAAGGGCAAUGGGCGCUAGAGAUUGAGCUGUAUGGUCCAAAUGUUGAUGACACUUGGCCUGUAAUGCAUCACAGGUGGUUAUCGUUUCGUGUGAUGGGCAACAGCUACGAUCUGGAAGUUCAAGGACCAAUAGUUGAUUUUCAUCUCCCUUCAAGUGAGACGCCACUUUCGUUUUCGACGUACGAUAGAGACAACGACGGUGUGAACGGAACCAACUGUGCUGAGGUCGAGGGAGGAGGAUGGUGGUUUGGUCAGUGUGGAUCUCCGCAGGAUUCUUGGAGCAAUCUGAAUGGAUAUUAUUCUCUCCUAGAUGACACACAUACUAGAGUUCAGCAAUAUUUCGGUAUUAUGUGGGUUGGUGCAGUGAAGUUCCUAGUUCAGAGCAGUAGAAUGAAGCUGCGCCGUUUCAGUCCAAGUGAUUGCCUUGAGUUGUAUGAUUUUGGCGUCACGGCGAGUGGUAUCUACACCAUCUACUUAAAACAAACUAGCGUGAGUGUCUACUGUGAUAUGGAAGCAAAUGACGGGGGCUGGACGGUGUUUCAGAAGCGGUUUAAUGGGUCGGUGAAUUUCACUCGCAACUGGACCGAGUACCGAGACGGAUUUGGCGACCUCUCGGGAGAGUUCUGGCUUGGGAACGAGAAACUCCGUGUACUCACUUCUACCUAUAGAUGGGAACUAAGGGUAGACCUGGUGGACGAUCAAGGAAAGACGAGACAAAUCAAUGUCAACAGAUUCAGCGUCAAAGGCAGUGAUUACGAAUUGGACAGAGGUAUGUUUCCUACCAAAAAAACUGUGAAGGAUUUUGACUUCCCUCUAUUCAAUAAGCGGAAAUUCUCAACAUAUGACAAGGACAACGAUGAUGAGCAGAAUUCUAAUUGCGCAGCUGAGCAGAAAGGGGGAUGGUGGUUCGAAGAGUGUAGUGAUAAUAUUCUGUACAGCCUGAAUGGAGAAUAUCACCGUGUUGCUGAUUUUCUUGGUACCAAAUGGGCUGGAUGGGGAACCAAUGGAACAUUCAAGUGUGAAAUGAAGCUGCGUCGUUACUAA
Molecule: messenger RNA, 2498 nt
Organism: Patiria miniata (bat star)
Lineage: Eukaryota; Metazoa; Echinodermata; Asteroidea; Valvatida; Asterinidae
Exons: 12
Coding region: 141-2498 (785 amino acids)
Source: RefSeq, a predicted model, not a curated record